AUGAUCACAGGAAAUUUGUUUGACUUUGUAUGGGGAAGUGUUGAGUUGGCCCUGAAUAUUCUAUUGUACUCCAGAUUGAAAUUGCCACAAAAAGUGAUGUCUCACGGUCUAUUACGUAUGUCACUCGUUCGUGAAUGCAAUUACAACUUUGGGGUUGAUACUAAGAUUGUCAGAUAUGUUGUAGCCUCCUUACUCACUCCGAAUAUGGUUUCACACUUUCGUAAAUCCAAUAAUUCUUAUCACUUCAUAUAUGGUUGCUUCAUGUGCUUUGAUGCCAUGAUUGUUGCCGAUAUACUUCCCAUGACAGAUACUAUAUAUGCUAUGAUCCUCAUUUUACGUUUGUUUCAUCUUUUAGAAAUCAUACCCAAAGUUUACAAAGCCACCUUGUCGAUAAAGAUUCAUGUGAAAAAGGCAGUAAAAGUUCAAUUCAAUUUGUUGAAUUAACUCAAUACAACAAAUUCAAAUAUUAUAAUUUCUAAGAAAUUAGAAGUAUCUCCUCCAAAUUCUUCACAAACCACAAAUGCGAGUUCGCUCAAUGAAUUUGAGAGUACCCAAAAGAGUAAGAGGAGACCUCAAUUUCCAAAUGUCUAUUAGAUCAAAGUACAGACAUCAAAAACAACGAAAAUCAAUAUAUUAAUUGAUGAACCUGAUAAAUUUGAUCUACUAUUUGAUUAAUAAUUAAACAUGGAUAGAAGGAUGAAUCUAUAAAUCAAGCUGAAUUUAUGUGCUCAAGUGUAUUAGAAUUUGAAAAAACAUUAUCCCUGUGAAUGGCUUCUUAGACAGAUUGCUCAAUAUCAAGCCGAGUUAUUACUAUUAGAUUAAUGA
Molecule: messenger RNA, 825 nt
Organism: Paramecium tetraurelia
Lineage: Eukaryota; Ciliophora; Oligohymenophorea; Peniculida; Parameciidae
Exons: 2
Source: RefSeq, a predicted model, not a curated record